AUGACCGAGCCCGUCUGGGUCCCGCCCGCCGGGCUCCCCUGGCCACACCCUCCGCCUGGAAGCUGCCGGGCCCUGCGCGUCUCCGAGGCUGCCGGCUCGACAGCCCGCUCCGCUAUGUCGCCUGCUGGUCGAUUGUGUCUCCUCACCCUUGUUGGCCUGGUUCUCCCCACCAGAGGACAGAAGUUGGAGAACACAUCCAUUUCUCCGGAACACACACCUGCUACAGACAUUUAUGCCACGACUGAAAUCCAGGAAAAAGACAACCUGGAAAUGGAGCCCACCCUUCUCAUUGCUGCAUCAACACCGAACCAGAGGGAGACCCAGACCCAGCACCCGAGUGGAACAAGUGUGCUUCAGACAUCAACUCCCAGCGUGGACAAGAGCCCAGCGGCAGAUCCCGCUAAAGUCACCACACCCAGUGAGAGGCCAGCCCCGGCCGACCGCGUCAGCCAGAACCCUGCCGAUUCAAAUGAAGAUGAUCCUUUCUACUAUGAUGUGUACACUCUCCGGAAAAGGGGGCUGUUAAUCGCAGCAGUGCUGUUCAUCACAGGCAUUGUCAUCUUCACCAGCGGCAAAUGUAGGCGGUUGCCCCAGUUAUGCCGGAGCAUUUGCAGAGACUACACAGUGGUCAGUGAAGCUCAGUCCCAGCCGGCAAGGGAAGACAUGGAUGGAGUCUGAGCUGGGCCAAAGGCCCAGCCGCAGCAAGUUGCCUGUUGUGUUUGUUAAUAGAGUAAAGCCUAUGUGUUCUUCCCCA
This is a messenger RNA of Condylura cristata (star-nosed mole), 754 nucleotides long. RefSeq names its product FXYD domain containing ion transport regulator 5 (gene FXYD5). Gene Ontology annotation, molecular function: sodium channel regulator activity. Lineage: Eukaryota; Metazoa; Chordata; Mammalia; Eulipotyphla; Talpidae. Gene Ontology annotation, cellular component: membrane. Bases 1 to 678 code for a protein of 225 amino acids. The record is from RefSeq and is a predicted model, not a curated record. The transcript has 10 exons. Gene Ontology annotation, biological process: regulation of sodium ion transmembrane transporter activity.